Annulohypoxylon maeteangense is the source of this 1033-nucleotide messenger RNA. Its product is annotated as GLEYA domain-containing protein. Lineage: Eukaryota; Fungi; Ascomycota; Sordariomycetes; Xylariales; Hypoxylaceae. The coding region runs from base 141 to 860 and encodes 239 amino acids. The record is from RefSeq and is a predicted model, not a curated record. The transcript has a single exon.
GUGAGAACUCCGACUAUAUAAACGAACAGAAAUCCUAAAUCGCAUCAUAUCCCAUCAUCUAUCCUCACGAGCAUCUCACACCUCAACGAACACACGACAAACAUACAAUACUCCAUUUCCAUCCCACCUAAACCCCCAAAAUGAAGUCUUACCUCCAAGCCCUCCCCCUCCUCCUAGCCUCAGUACCCCUAAGCACCGCCACCAUCCCGCCCAUAACCUCCUGCCUGAGCUGCCUUAAGCCAAUCCACUGCGACAACGUCGGGUGGGACUGGGCCUACUACAGCAACCCCCUCACCGACAGCGGCGAAGGCUAUCCCGGCUUCAGAGCCGAUGUAUACAAGACGCGACAGCCUUUGUACACCGGCGUAACCCCGUCGAUCGGCGGCCACCUCGGUCUUACAGCCACGAGCCCAGACGUGACGACCUUCUACGGGUCAACCGAAGAGCUAAACGCAACCCACUUCGCCAUAAACCACCACGCGUACCUAUACGCCUGCGAGAACGGCUCAUAUCAAUUCGAUAUCACGUAUGUGGACGACGCAGUAUUCGCCUGGGUUGGAGAGACCGCGUAUUCCGGGUGGACGGACGCGAACAGGGACGCGAAGGCUGCGUGGACCCCUCAUGGGGACUGGCACUCCGGCUCCGCGAGCUUUCGAAAGGACCUUGAGAUCGGGAGCUUCAACCCUCUGCGAUUCGUCUUCGGCAAUGGUCAGGGCGGCGGGGCAUUCAAUCUGACUAUUACCAGCCCCAGCGGCGUUAUCGUCCACCAGAGCGGUCAGGACAGCGAUUACAUUGUCCGCUAUUCUUGCGACCUCAAGAUUUCGGCUCCGGAGUUCCCUGCCUUUGGAGCAGAGACAUAAAUGCUGUUGGCAGAGGGAGGGUUAGCACGGGAUAUGCUUUUCAGGAUGAAGGCCCAUGUAACUUACACAUAGGGAUCGCCUUAGAACGCACAAUACUGUUCAGUUAUCUACCUAGGUACUUGAUGAUUUCGUAACCUAAUAAGACGUUGUAUUUGAAAGAUUUGACUUAUUGA